AUGUCUGAGGACAGGGAAGCCCAGGACGAUGAGCUGCUUGCUUUAGCAAGUAUCUACGAUGAGGAGGAGUUUCACCAGGCGGAGUCUGCACAGGGGGGAGAGAUCCAACUCUGUCUGGAGCUCCCUCCUGAUUUCAAAGUUGUUGUCAAAGGAGAGAAGCCAACUGAAUAUAAUGUCUGCUUCUUACCUCCUUUGGUGCUCAACUUUGAGCUUCCGGCAGACUAUCCAUCCACAUCCUCACCUGUCUUCACUCUCAGCUCUAAAUGGAUAACCAGAGCACAGAUGAGCUCUCUGUGCAGACGCCUGGAUGAGCUGUGGGAGGAGAACCAAGGCUGUGUGAUUCUCUUCACAUGGAUCCAGUUGCUCAAAGAGGAGGCGCUGGACUUUCUGGGCAUCCAGUCUCCUCUUGAAGUCAUCAGGGGUGGAAUUAAGGCAGGUGGUGAGCGCAGGAAGACGGACUCAGCAGCCACAGCUCUGACACAAUGUGGGAGUCUUUCUGAAAACGCUGAGGAGAAGAAAAGAGAAGUGAAGAAGGAAAAGUCUGAAGCACAGUUUUCAUUGACUUCUCAACUGGACCAGCGGGCUGUUUUGUUGAUGGACCCGCGUGCCGAUCUCCUACCUCAGCUCCUGGACUUUGACGAGGAGCAGCGCCAGAGGGUGUUUGACAGCAAGGUGUUUGGCUGUGGAAUCUGCUUUGUAGAGAAGCUGGGCUCGCACUGCCUCUGCUUUAAAGAGUGCCAACAUGUCUACUGCAAGGCCUGCAUGACGGAAUACUUCCAGAUCCAAAUACGGGAAGGCAACGUUCAGUGCCUUAAUUGCCCUGAGCCCAAAUGUACCUCUUUAGCCACACCGUCGCAGGUGAAGCAGCUGGUGGAUGAGGAGCUGUUUGCCCGUUAUGACCGUUUGCUGCUCCAGUCCAGUCUGGACCUCAUGGCUGACGUGGUCUACUGUCCCCGCCAGUCCUGCGGCACCGCUGUUAUGGUGGAGCCAGACACAACCAUGGGGAUUUGCUCGGCCUGCCAGUAUGCCUUUUGCACACUGUGCAAGUUGGGCUAUCAUGGUCUUUCCCACUGUAAACUCCCCGCAGAUGAAUUGCGUAACCUCAGAGAUGAGUACCUGUCAGCCACACCUGCGGGGAAAAAGUUCAUGGAGCAACGCUUUGGGAAGAGGGUGAUCCAGAAAGCAGUGGAAGAGUCCUUUAGCAGAGACUGGCUCAAUGAGAACUGCAAAGGCUGCCCACGUUGUGGAACUAAUAUACAGAAGGUGGACGGCUGUAAUAAGAUGACCUGUACCUCGUGUAGACAAUACUUCUGUUGGCUGUGCCUGGGCCUGCUCAGCAAAGUCAACCCGUACAGUCACUUUAACAACACACAAUCACCUUGUUAUAACCAACUCUUCCAAGGUGUCGAUCUUGAUGAAGAAGAUGCCUUCUGGAGUGAUGAGGAGGACUGACACCUGUGCAGUACCUCGCUGCUGGAUGCUCCAUUUGAAUGCACUUUAUCUCACGUAACCAUCACUUCAACUGUGACACUUACCAUGCCUGCAUUAGCACAGCAGUGCCACUACAACCAUGUACCAUGAUACCAUUGUUUAUGUUUUUGGAUAUUAUUAAGCAUCUCUGGCAUAAAAUAUUCAAUAUCUGGGUGUAAAUGGUUCAUAUUUACUUUAUAUAUGACAGAUGUCAUGUAUAUAGAGUAUUUCUUCAGGAAUAGCAUGAAACGUUGUAGCUUUUAAUUCAGAGAGAAACAGAAAGAGAACAGUUGGUUUACAGAAAGUAGAAAUUCUUAAGAAAAUCAUGACCUUCAAGGAUAUAGUGGAUAUUUUGAGAUAUGACAAUGUCAUAGGACUGGACUUUUAUUUCAAAACUCAAAGAACAAAGACAAAUGUGUUUAUCAUACUCUAAGGUCUACACAUCUACUGUCUCUCUCCAUAAUUAGAUUUUUUUUUUCUAGAUGAGUUUUGACAUCUCACAUGUGAGACUGGAACCACUGACUCAGUUUAGUAAGUUCAAGGUGUCUGCUUCCAAUUACCUCGCAACUUGGUGUUGCAGGGAAAAGAAGGACUGCAUUGGCCGCUCUGUCAUAUUAAGUAUCCUGCUUUGUUUUAUUAAGUAUCUAACCUCUGGCUGCCGUUCUGUCACAUGUCAAAACUAUAGCACUUAAUUUACUUUUCUUCAAACGAACUUCAAGGUGGAUAAUUGAUACAGGAUUAAAGCAAUGGAGGCCCACGUGGAGAUGCGUCACCCAGACAUAAUUACAGAACUACUCAGAUUGUGUUUUUUUCAGCUUUAGGCUGAGUUGAAUACCAGAAUGGGAAACCAUUUUAUCUCCCUCAGAGUACUUGUUGACAUUUUCUUUUUUAAAUCUUAUGUCAAGAUGUGAUAGAUGUGAAAACUAAUCCAAACUUUUUUUGAGAACAGAGAAGAAGAAAAAAAAAUAUAUAUUUUUUUCUUCUUCUCUGUUCUCAAAAAAAGUUUGAAUUUUUCUUAAAAUGAGUUUCAUUUACAGAAACGCGACUUUGCACGUCAUGUGAUAAUAAUCAGACUGGUUGAAAAUAUGAAUUUUAUGAGCUUGGUCGUGUGUAUUUGAUUUCAUAAUUAGUUUAAGUCGUAUGUAUUUUUCCAUACUGAAUGUAAUAAUGGAGGACACUGCAGUAAAUAAUUAUGACACUCGAUCCUCUGGUGAGGAUUGUAAUUAUGGUGUGUGUCAAGUCAUUCAGGGACUGAGGUGUGAGAAAGGAAAUCCAAAACAUUUAGGAGCGAUCUUUGAUUUAUUCACACCUUCCUUUGUACAACUGUUACUUUAAUGUUGCCAAAGUUUAGUGUCAAAGAGAGGCCAUAGAAACUUCAUAAUGUACAAACAUAUUUUGUAUAAUGUUAAUUUAUUUUAUUUUUUACAUUUGAUCUAAAAGAAGACUAUCUCAUGGAGGAAGUUCUGUUUUAAAUUUGCAUAAAAUCUGUUCUUACUCAACGUUGAAUAAUUGCUGCUUCAAAAUGACUACUUUCAGAGUUGACGCCGGUUGGACUGGUAAAAAGACAAUCUAUUGUUCAAUCUUGAAAUGCACACGGAUUCACGUUCCCUUCAGUGCAGUCCCACUGUCGCUUCAUUUAUCAUGUAGUAAACAUUUGAAUACAGGACCUGCAGAAUCCUGUUGAAUGCAUUCGGCAUAAUGUUCCUCAAAAUAAAUGUUACCACUUCAAA
Messenger RNA from Cottoperca gobio, 3200 nucleotides. RefSeq names its product ring finger protein 14 (gene rnf14). The coding region runs from base 1 to 1452 and encodes 483 amino acids. Gene Ontology annotation, molecular function: ubiquitin-protein transferase activity; zinc ion binding; protein binding. Gene Ontology annotation, biological process: protein ubiquitination. The record is from RefSeq and is a predicted model, not a curated record. The transcript has 8 exons. Lineage: Eukaryota; Metazoa; Chordata; Actinopteri; Perciformes; Bovichtidae.